CGGAUUUCUACGCCUUCCUUUCCGUAGUUCCGUCAUAAUCGAUUCUUCUCCCAACUAACCAGGUUUUGAUUGACUGGUCUCCGGCUUCCAUUUCCCCCACCAUUUUCCUUUUCCUUUUCCGGCCACCGUCGAUCAAAACCUGCCCAUUUCCGCCCGUUCUCGUACGUCUACCUUCCUCAAUCUUACGCUCAACCAGGUUUCACUCCCUUUCUCUUUAAUCCCCCUUUUAUUUGGAAAUCACGCUUUGAUUUAAGCUGUGAUUGUGAAUUUUGUUUGAAUCGCAGGCGUAGGACUAUUCAUUAUUUAGGUUGAAGUUUUUUCUUUUUCUUUUUCCUCUCGAGAUCGGGUAGUUAAGGGUUUCAGUUUAUAGCUAAUCGGAAGACGAAAGAAAAAUGGGUACCUCUGUUAAGGGCCUCAUGAAAGGAAUUAAAUACAUUUCACAGAUUUUCGAUGAAAAAGAACAGGAAAUGCAGAUUGGGCUUCCCACUGACGUUAAGCAUGUCGCUCACAUUGGAUGGGAUGGUCCAUCUGCUAAUCAGAAUAAUACACCUACCUGGAUGAACGAGUUCAAAUCUUCGCCACAAUCCCAAAACUCAGGCGAUUUGACUAAUUCUACUGGGGAACUUGCUCUUUCUUCUGUCCGAGAAUCUGGAGAGCUAGAUGUGAAAAAGGAAGGUCGAGCUCCAAGGUCAAAACGCCAAACUUCAACAGACUCUUCCUCAUCCUUAGACUCUUCUUCUGCUCGGCGGAACUCGGAGAAGAGCUCCAGGCGUCAGCGAUCAUCAUGCCCCUCAGGUGACUCGGGACCCCAGGAAGGUAGUUCGCGACAUUCACGACGUCGUCGUGGUUCAGCUCCUGGAAAUGAAACAAGCACAGAAAAUCCUGUACCAAAACAUUCUCAUCGGAGGAAAUCUAAGGGGUCAUCGGACGGUGGUGAAUCAUCAAAAUCAAGAAACAACGACUCUUUAACAGACAUAACUCUACCAGUUGUUGACGAAGAGAAGGGAUGAGCAGAAUUCCAGACAAGGAACUACUAAACGGCAUUUCAAAUGGUUCCUUGCCCCAAUAAGGACCAAAUUUUGUUACCUUGGAGAUGAUAUGAUUUUUAGCUUCAGUAAUCGGUUAUUGUUUUACUACCAAGCAGAAGGGUGUUGUUCUGUAACAUGAGCGAACAGCCAUUUCUUGAAAAUAAUGUCCCACAUGUAAUCUGAAAUUUGGAUUUCUACAUUGUUCAGCACCCCUUUUCAAUCCAGUGGGGUUUAGUAUGAUCAUCAUAAGCCACUGUUACUGACAAAGCUUUGUAGUCACAAUAACAGCACUUAGAUAGAGCUUAUUGUUCCUUUCUCAAAUUUGUUGCACUUUUAUGCACCAUAUGAAACAUUUCAUCUCUCAAGUAAUACAACUCUCUUUCCGUCUAAUAUACUCUCUCUCUCUCCCUCAAUUCUCCCUUAAACCAGAGACUUCUUGCUUUUCUCUUCCUAUCUAUGGCUACAGCAGUUGAUCUCCGAGUAUAAGCUGGUAUCCCAGAGUCGAUAACGAAACUAACGAAACUAAUUGAAUUGUUACAAAUGGUAUCAGAGCCCGACACCGAGCGGAGUGCCAGCGAAUAUGCUAGGCUCCAAAGGUGGGGAAUAAAGUACUCUCUACGGUUGUGGAAAUAUCCCUCUAGUGGACGGAGUGAAAGCUUUUAAUGUGCGGUGGGUUUGGGCUUUUAUCGAUAACAAACAGAGUGUGAGUUCUCCUUUUAUCUCCUCUGGUGAUCCGGGUAUCAUCUUCAACGUAAGUGACUUCAAAGACACCACUUCCGGUGUUAGAUGGAGGCCUCAACACAUCUGGAAUCCGAGGUACCUCUAAUGGUGGAAGCUGUGAUAGAUCAAUUAUUCUGGUUUUUUGUAAACCCAAAAUGGAAACAACACUAACCCAUGAUUUCAAACUUGUGAGCCAAUGUAUUCAUCAACAGACGGAGAGGCCGACGAGGGGUCGGAGUAAACAUUGUCUGAAGCAGAUUUCCAAGAGAAAUUUCUUCUGGGUACACCGUCGCCGGAAAGCAAAGGCCGCCGGCGCAACACUUGAUCUUGAAACUAGGUGCAAUCCGAUGUAUUCUGGAUGGAGAAAGACACCCAGAAAAGGAAUCGGAAGGACGGAUCUGAAGUGGAAACUGAAGAACAGAGCUUGCUAGAGCAGCCAUGGGCAACUAAUUGAAUGGCGAGCGAAAUUUAUGAUCCAUCAAUUGAAUGGUUUGCAGUGGAAUGUUCAGGAAAUCGGAGGAGGAGAUGGAGGUGAGGAGUGGAAGUAUGAAAUGGUGGGACAGAUAGAAUUGAAAUCCAACAAUAUGAUUGGCCAGGUGAAACUGACUAAUUGAGAUCUCAACGUACAAUAUCUUUUUUCAUAUGGAUAAUUAUUAACCAUUGAUUUAGGGAAUAAAAAUAUAUUUAUUCAAGAAAAUUAAAUUCAAAAA
Cucurbita moschata (crookneck pumpkin) is the source of this 2458-nucleotide messenger RNA. Its product is annotated as CRIB domain-containing protein RIC7-like. The record is from RefSeq and is a predicted model, not a curated record. Bases 393 to 1010 code for a protein of 205 amino acids. The transcript is spliced from 4 exons. NCBI's taxonomy places the organism in Eukaryota, Viridiplantae, Streptophyta, Magnoliopsida, Cucurbitales, Cucurbitaceae.